Messenger RNA from Ceratosolen solmsi marchali, 1206 nucleotides. RefSeq names its product phosphatidate cytidylyltransferase, mitochondrial. Gene Ontology annotation, biological process: cardiolipin biosynthetic process; CDP-diacylglycerol biosynthetic process. NCBI's taxonomy places the organism in Eukaryota, Metazoa, Arthropoda, Insecta, Hymenoptera, Agaonidae. The transcript has a single exon. Bases 53 to 1162 code for a protein of 369 amino acids. Gene Ontology annotation, molecular function: phosphatidate cytidylyltransferase activity. Gene Ontology annotation, cellular component: mitochondrion. The record is from RefSeq and is a predicted model, not a curated record.
AUUUUAGAAGGUUAUCUAUAAUUUCUCUGUAUAAUUACAUAAAAACAAGAAAAUGAUAGAAAAAGUAGUAAAAACCAUUCUGCAGGAUUAUCCUAAAAAUAUAAAAUUCUGUUUCGCUUAUGGAUCUGGAGUAUUUAAACAAAAAGUUGAUUCAUUUAAUAAUAUGCUGGAUCUUAUAUUUGUUGUCCAUAAUCCUUGUCAGUGGCAUUUUGAAAAUAUAAAUAAAAAUCCAACACAUUAUGCCCAACCUUUACGAUUUUUUGGUCAUAAAGUCAUUACUAAAGUACAGGAAUCAGGAGGAGCUAAAGUAUAUUAUAACACACUUAUCAAAACAUCUGAAGGACGAAAUAUUAAAUAUGGAGUCAUUUCAGAAAUUUCAUUGGUAGAAGAUUUGUUAGAUUGGAAUGUAUUAUAUUUAUCUGGACGCUUACAUAAACCAGUGCAGGUUAUUAUAGAACCAGAUGAAAAAUCUCAAUUAAGAACUGCUUUAGUACAAAAUUUACAUUCAGCUAUUCAUGCAACAUUAAUUUUAUUACCAGAACAUUUUAGUGAAAUUGAAUUUUAUAAAACUAUUGUUGGAUUAUCAUAUAAUGGAGAUUUUCGUAUGAUUUUUGGAGAAGACAAAAAUAAGAUAAAUAAUAUUGUUUGGCCACAAUUAAAUAAAUUUAAAGAGCUUUAUUCUCCAAUAUUAAAAUAUUUUGAUCAAUAUAUAGAUAUCCCAAAAAAUAAUUAUAAUGAUAUUUGUUAUCAGGAUAUUAGUCCAGAAGCAAAAAUAUAUCAUUUAAAUAAGUUACCAAGAGUUCCUCAGAUUAAAUUGAUUCAAAUUUGGUCACAAGGUCAGAAAUCUAAGGAUAUUGAAGAUUGUUUGAGAGCUAUUGCACAUGAUCCUGAUUCUAGUGAAAUUUUGGACCAAUGUCUUCGAAAUAUUGUGUGUAAAUCUAGUAUUUUUCAAAGUCUUAAAGGAAUUAUAACAGCAGGUUUUAUUAAAUCUGUACAAUAUAGUAAUAGAAAGAUAAUGAAAAUGAUAAAAUCAACAAAACAAAGAGAGAAGUUUCUCCCUCAUAUAUGUGAUAAAAACUUCAAUAAAAGUGACUUACACAUAAAAUCUGUAAUAAAAACUGAAAUUGAAAGUAGUAGUUCAGACAAGCGAAUAAAACAAUAAAAUCAUAUUUUUUAUUUGUUAUAACUGUUUGUUGUCAUUUAUAA